Benincasa hispida (wax gourd) is the source of this 906-nucleotide messenger RNA. RefSeq lists its product as uncharacterized. Gene Ontology annotation, biological process: RNA catabolic process. Gene Ontology annotation, cellular component: extracellular region. Lineage: Eukaryota; Viridiplantae; Streptophyta; Magnoliopsida; Cucurbitales; Cucurbitaceae. Gene Ontology annotation, molecular function: RNA binding; ribonuclease T2 activity. The record is from RefSeq and is a predicted model, not a curated record.
UGAAAUUAUCUUAAAAGAAACACAUCUUAAUUAUCUUAUUAGAAGAUAUGUUGAUGUCUAAGAAGAAAAGUUUAUUUCUUCUCCUAUGCAUUUUGUUGUUGAAUCUUUUAAUAGGGGAUGCUUUAGAUGAGUUAGAAGAUGAUGAUAUAAAAAAUGAGGAUGCCUUCAAUGAGCUAAAGUAUGAACUAGCUUUCAUGGAAUCAAAAAAUAAUGAUCAUAGUUUCUAUGAUUUGGAGGAGAUGAAAGCAGUUCCAUUUGAUUAUUAUCAACUUGUAUUGCAAUGGCAACCAGCAACUUGCAGCAAUGUCAUAUGUCUAAGACCCACGUCGUCGAGGUUUAGCAUCGACGGUCUUUGGGCUGGCAGCUAUUCUCGUCCUAUUGGUCGUUGCUCUGGCAGCAAAUUUCUUCAACAAAACAUCACAAGCAUAAGAAAAGAACUAGAUGAGGAUUGGCCAAGUUUGAUAAUAAGCUCAAACCCAGCAGUAUGGAGUGAAGCAUGGAAUUUACGAGGCACAUGUUUCGAAACCCCAACGUUCCAAAUCGUCGAUUACUUCCGAUUAGCUCUUUACCUUUUCUGGAGAAGCGACGUGCAGCAAGCCCUUCAAAAAUCUGGGCUGGAACCCAUCAAUGGGAAGCGCUAUCUAAAGUCCGACAUUGAAACUGCCCUAACAAAAAGCUUUGGAAAGCCGGCUCUGCGCUGCACCUUGAACUUAAAGUACCUUCUUCAGUCUCAGUUGGCGGAAGUGGUUCUUUGCUUUGAUAAAUGUCUUCGAAACAUUGACUGUCCUUCUCAAUAUUCUGCUGCCACUGUGUGUCCUACACGAAUCCUGUGGCUCAAAACAUAGUCAUUAUCUCUCAUGCAAAGGGAUAAAUUUACAUAAAUAAACAAAGUUCUUCAUUCCCUUU